AUGUCACAGGAGUCAGACAACAAUAAACGACUGGUGGUAGUGGUACCCAAUGAAACCUCGUUUCACUCUCGGCGGGCUUACACCAGUGAAGAUGAAGCGUGGAGGUCAUACCUGGAGAACCCCCUCACAGCUGCCACCAAAGCCAUGAUGAGCAUCAAUGGUGAUGAGGACAGUGCUGCGGCGCUGGGCUUGCUUUAUGAAUACUACAAGGUUCCCAAAGACAAACGCGUCCUUCCUAUCACCAAAGUGGUUGAAAUUUCAGAGGAGCAAGAAAAGAGGAAUGCUCUAGUUGGCAGUAGCAGUAGCAGUAGCCAGACGGAGACAGAAGCCGUCGAUAACCGUGUCCAGGUCCUGAAGUCGGUGCCGGUCAACCUGUCAAUCAACACAGAACACCAGGAAACUAAACGAGACCAGUACGUUACAGGGGAGCCAGCACCUGUUGCCAUGGUGAAGGCAGAAGUGUACGCACCUGUUUUCAUGAGCUCCGGUGUUCACUACAAGUCGGAAGGGGAGGAGCCUCCACGUGUCAUCUUCGAGCAAGGUCACCUAUACGACAGCUCAGCCAUCAAUCAUAGCAGCUAUGUUAAAGAUGACCAGCGUAGCAGUCCAGACAGCACCUACGAAGAGGAGACCAGUGCGGUGAGAAAGUACCGCCCACAAUCUUUGGAAGCUGAUGAAUACGUCUUUGACCAGACAAACAUUGACACAUUCCAGUACACACUUGAAGCCACAAGGUCGUUGCGUCAGAAGCAAGGUGAGGGGCCCAUGACCUACCUGAAUAAGGGCCAGUACUACGCCGUGACCUUGAACGAAACAGGAGCCAAUAAACGCCUCAGGCACCCUAUCAGCAAAGUGAGGAGCGUUAUUAUGGUGGUGUUCAGCGAAGACAAGAACCGGGACGAGCAGCUCAAGUACUGGAGGUACUGGCACUCUCGCCAGCACACCGCAAAACAAAGGGUCCUGGACAUUGCUGAUUACAAAGAGAGCUUCAACACGAUUGGGAACAUUGAGGAAAUAGCCUACAACGCCGUGUCUUUUACAUGGGACGUGAAUGAAGAAGCCAAGAUUUUCAUCACGGUAAACUGUCUGAGCACGGACUUCUCCUCUCAGAAAGGGGUGAAAGGACUGCCUCUCAUGAUCCAGAUCGACACCUACAGCUACAACAACCGCAGUAACAAGCCCCUCCACCGAGCUUACUGCCAGAUCAAAGUCUUCUGUGAUAAGGGAGCGGAACGGAAGAUUAGAGAUGAAGAAAGGAAACAAAACCGUAAGAAGUCAAAGGGUGAGAUACUGAAACCCGUCAGCAACAGCAACAGUAUUGUUAUGGAUAUAACAGGAAAGGAUGGGGGUGCAGGGCUUGUAAACCUGCCGAAAAAGAGCGACACCACCUUCUUCAAAACAAUGUCCGACCUGGAUGCACAACCAGUGCUCUUUAUACCAGAUGUGCACUUUGGCAAUCUGCAGAGAGCUGGACAGGUAUAUACCUUCAAUGCAGAAGAGAUUGAAAGAGAAGGGAGCGUGCUGGUGAAAAGGAUGUUCAGGUCAUCUGACGAUGACUUUUGCCCUCCCCCUCACAAACAGAUCAAAGAGGAGACACAGAGAAAAGUGUUGCUGUACGUGAGGAAGGAGUCGGACGAGGUGUUUGACGCUUUGAUGCUCAGGUCUCCAACCCUGAGGGGUUUAAUGGACGCUAUUUCAGAGAAAUACUGCGUUCCUAUCGAGCGAAUGGCAAAGAUCUACAAGAAAAGCAAAAAAGGGAUUCUAGUGAAUAUGGAUGACAACAUCAUUGAGCACUACUCUAAUGAGGACACGUUUAUCCUGGUCAUUGAGCCCUAUGCCGACGCCUACAAGAUCACACUUAUGGAGAUUUGA
This is a messenger RNA of Chanos chanos (milkfish), 1872 nucleotides long. RefSeq names its product grainyhead-like transcription factor 2b (gene grhl2b). Gene Ontology annotation, biological process: regulation of transcription by RNA polymerase II; neural tube development; brain development. Lineage: Eukaryota; Metazoa; Chordata; Actinopteri; Gonorynchiformes; Chanidae. The transcript has 17 exons. Bases 1 to 1872 code for a protein of 623 amino acids. Gene Ontology annotation, cellular component: nucleus. The record is from RefSeq and is a predicted model, not a curated record. Gene Ontology annotation, molecular function: DNA-binding transcription activator activity, RNA polymerase II-specific; RNA polymerase II cis-regulatory region sequence-specific DNA binding.